AUGGUAACACCGAACGAGACAAUCUAUACACGUGCAGAAGAUGUCCCUAACUUUUACCUUGAUCCGGGGACGACGUGGACGUUCACAUUGAUUCUGUUGGAGCUUUUGAUAUUGGACAAGAGCAAGUACGCAUUCAACGAUACCGUCACCUCUGUAAAUGCCGGAAUCUUAUAUCUGCUUUUGAAAAUUGGCGGUCGCGAUGUAUCGGCAUUAUUUUAUCAGAAGGUGUACGACAUGUUGCACAUUGUAGAUCUGCCGGAUUCAUCUUUCACAUGGAUACUUUGCUUAUUCACUCAGGAUUUGAUAUUCUAUUUGUGUCAUCGCGCUAUACAUGGUAAGUGUACAGUUUGA
Molecule: messenger RNA, 351 nt
Organism: Cooperia oncophora
Lineage: Eukaryota; Metazoa; Nematoda; Chromadorea; Rhabditida; Trichostrongylidae
Source: the annotation of a GenBank genome assembly